Megachile rotundata (alfalfa leafcutting bee) is the source of this 2176-nucleotide messenger RNA. It is a transcript of the gene Rip11, whose product is annotated as Rab11 interacting protein. The record is from RefSeq and is a predicted model, not a curated record. Gene Ontology annotation, cellular component: intracellular membrane-bounded organelle. Gene Ontology annotation, biological process: regulated exocytosis. Lineage: Eukaryota; Metazoa; Arthropoda; Insecta; Hymenoptera; Megachilidae. Gene Ontology annotation, molecular function: small GTPase binding.
GUUUGAUCGAGUAAUCUCGCUUAAAAUAUCAAAGAACUACGUAAAAAUUAAUUAUUCUUAUUAACGAUAAAAAAUCGGGUACGUCUGUGGGUACAGUUGGGAAAAAAAACACCGAAUAUGAUUAUCGGAUGUAUUUUAUUCGACGCGUAAUGCUAAUUAUACAAGGUCGUAAAACGAGUUGAUACGUCGUUAGAUAUCCAGUCGAUUAGAAUAGAACAGGGCGAUCGAAGACUAUCGUUCGCUCCUGAGCCGUGAGCGUGGUGGAUGCGCAAAAUUGAAUGCGCAGUAGUUACCGUAAUGGUGCGCGAUGCGCAAGACGUACGUAGCGGUUGUUCGAACAUCAGUCAAGUAUAGCUGCUGUUAAUAGAUUGCGUCGCGAGUAGUUUGUUGUUGGCGUUGUUUGUUUCCGUGGCGUGGCACAUCGAGUUGCAAAAGCUACGGCGCGUAAUGCCAGCAUUUGGUAUCACGACACUCGUGGUUACGUAGAUCGGUUCGUUGUAGGUGGAACAGAUGAAUAUUUGUAAUCGAACGGCGUGACUAAAUCUAACAAAAUGUGGAGCCCGACGCAUGUUCAAGUGACAGUUCAGAGAGCAAAAAACUUGUUAACCAAAGGAAAACAUAAGACCAACGACUGUUUCGUGACGAUUGCCCUUGGGAAAGAAAAAUAUCAAACGUCCGUGAAGGAAAAGGCCUCGAAAGACGUAGAAUGGCACGAGGAAUGCGAAUUACUUAUCCCGGAACAAGGAAACACCGCUGAAAUCGUGCUUACCGCUCUUCAUCGUAAUUUCUUGGGAGUCGACGAGUUCCUUGGCACAGUCAGCAUACCUCUUUCCAGCUUCGACGUGUACGAGAGACCGAGGAACAGAUGGUACACCCUUGGAAGUAAACCAGGCAAAGAGAAUACGAAAGAAAGAGGCGAACUCGAAGUAAAAAUAAGUUUCAUCGUGAAAGCUGGUAGUUUAACCGAUCUGAGUCACAAAGAACGCCACAAGAGUUCCCUCGGUCAGUUAUCUACGGCUGCUCAUUCGAUUGGCGGCAGUUUACUCAGCAUAGGUAGCUUCGAGAAGCGUAAAGGAUUGAAAAAAUUAGCAAAGUCGAUCGGAAAUCGUGUGAAGGGGAAAAGCAAACAUAAUUUGGACAAAAAAGAGGAUCUCGACGAAAGGGAGGAACACAGAUUCAGAACUACACGGCAGGAACCUGGCGAAGCUGACCCUGGUGUAAUCAGCGAGGACGAGGACGAAUUUACGUUUGACGAUUUGUCUCACAAGAGUUCGGCAUCGUCUUUGAACGCUCCGAUAGUUGGCGGUAAUCACAACAGCGUAGGUUCGGUGACAUCGAGUGCUUCUUCCGGUAACAAUUUUAGCGAUACGCAUCACGUACCAUCUGUACCAACGAAUGCAGCCCCUAGUAAACCGCCACGUUACUCUAUGAGCUCUUCCACCACUUCUUUAUCUAAGGUCGAUAAUAUAAAAGAUGACGAGUGGGGUCUUAAGCUUUAUGGAAAACAAGCGAAUAACUCUGUUAAAAGGUGGGAAAACAAGCAAAGUCCAAAGAUCAUAGUAGACGAACCAAAGGACGAACAUCGUGACAAUUCGCCCAUAAAUACGCCCAACUCGAAUUUGAAAUUUCAAGAAACUCCGGAACCUCCUAGUCCAGCACCGCGUGAAAUUGCGCAGAACAAGAACAGGGAUGAAAAAUAUAUGUCCAACAAAGAAAAGUCUGCGAAGGAGGAAAAGUCGAAGGAGAAAAAAGAGGACAAAUACAGUCGUUGGAGUCCUAAGGAUGAAAAGCAAUUGAGAAAGGACAGAAAGAAAGAGAAAGAAAAUAAACUAAAAGAGUUGAACGAAGUUAAUAAUCUAUCUUCGGAAAGAAUUAUCAUCGGAGGUGAAGAUGCGAUUAAGAAUACUACGCUAAUCAAGAGUCAUCUGCCGCACGAAGUUCUUACCCAAUUUGAAGGAAAAUCGAGAGAGGAUCUCAUAGAAUUAGCGCUGCAACUCCAAGCGGAAGUAACGGAGAAGAAGAAACGCCUAAAUGACUUGGAAGAUUAUAUAGACGCGUUGUUGUUGCGAGUAAUUGAAUGCUCACCGCGCUUGCUGCAAAACCCCUACCAGUCACAGAGACGUUUGUCAUCACCCGGGCAUCAGUAGAUAAUUAAAUGCUCUUCCGUUUUCACGUU